This is a messenger RNA of Fusarium redolens, 764 nucleotides long. RefSeq lists its product as uncharacterized. Lineage: Eukaryota; Fungi; Ascomycota; Sordariomycetes; Hypocreales; Nectriaceae. The transcript has 4 exons. The record is from RefSeq and is a predicted model, not a curated record. Bases 205 to 594 code for a protein of 129 amino acids.
ACCCUUUGCCGUUCCCACUCCCCCUGGAUCUCUUUCUCUCUCCUCUCUUCUAUUCUUGCUUUUCCUAGCUUCUCUAUCUCGUGCUGUGCCUUGUCUAACCUUUAAAACCCUCUUCUGCCCCUCGAGAGAAGCGUCCUGAUCUCCUGAACCUGUCAGUCGCAUUGUACAGACUCCCCUACAUCACACAGACCAGUAACUAUCACCAUGUCCCGCAAGAGAAAGCAAGACGAGGAGGAGGAGGAGCUCGUCUCCCUCCCUGAAGACGAUGAUGGUGAGGAGGAGGAAGAGUACGUCUCCACCGAAGAUGAAGAAGACGACGAAGCUGAUGCAAAGGCCGAGCCUCCUGUAAAGAAGCGCAAGACGGCCGAGGCAGACACCAAAGAAACCAAUGGCGACGCCGAGGAGGAGGAAGAAGAAGAGGAGGAAGGUGAUGAGGAGGCCGAAGCUGAAGGCGAUGAGGAGGAUGCUGAGGGCGAUGAAGACACCGCUGAUGUCUCUGCCCCAGCCAAGGAGGGCGUUAAGCCUGCUGAGGCGCCUGCUACUGCUACUGAGACCCCAGAGCCCAAGGCGGUUACAGCUGGUGGUGACGAGUAAUACCUACGAGGCGACUCGUUUAUCGUAUAGCAAUUCGUUCCUUUUACUCCAUAUAUCUUUCAACACAUUGAAUUAUUUCUGGGUAUUGUUGCUUGGAAGUGUCACUAUCUCUUGAGUUGUGCCGUUGUUGAGUGUAGGUUGAUUUGGGUGAUGGUGUUUGUGAAGUUACU